Ziziphus jujuba (common jujube) is the source of this 600-nucleotide messenger RNA. RefSeq names its product transcription factor PRE3. The coding region runs from base 153 to 428 and encodes 91 amino acids. The record is from RefSeq and is a predicted model, not a curated record. NCBI's taxonomy places the organism in Eukaryota, Viridiplantae, Streptophyta, Magnoliopsida, Rosales, Rhamnaceae. The transcript is spliced from 2 exons. Gene Ontology annotation, molecular function: protein dimerization activity.
UGAAAAAAAAAAAAAACAAUUCUUAGUUUCUUUAUAAAAUGCUCUCUUCCUCUCAUUUCUACUUCCCCUCUAGCAGUUGAUGUCAAAAAAGGGACUAAGAAGAAAAGAAAAUAAGCAACAAACUUUCUCCGUUUUUAUUUUUUUCUCCCAUAAUGUCAAGCAGAAGGUCAUCAUCAUCAUCAAGAUCAGCAGCUUCAAAACCCACAGAUGAUGAAAUUAAUGAGCUCGUCUUGAAACUACAAACAUUGUUGCCACUACUAAGGCACAAUUCAACGGUAGCAGAAGCAUCAACAAUUUUGGAAGAAACUUGCAGUUACAUCAAGAGGCUGAGAAGAGAAGUUGAUAACCUGAGUGAAAGACUUUCUCAGCUCAUGGAUACUGCUGACAUUACUCAAGUUGAGGUUAUUAGAAAAUUACUGCAAGAUUAAUAAAAUAUUUUAAGCGUCUUUCUUUUCCUUUCUCUCUCUAUUUGUUUCCGUAUUUUAACAGAGAGGUUAUUUGGUCAGAACCAGAACUCCAUCCAGUGAAAUAUAAAUACUAUAUAUGAUAUCAGACGAGCUUAUAUUAUAUCAUUUCAGUUCAGUCUAUCAUUCUCAUCCU